CCUAGGCGUGGUUAGACACGCCCAAAUCAAAAUGGCCGAUAACGGUGUGGUAGAAGAAGACUCAAAAACUAAAAAAAUUGAAGAGAAAGCUGAGACUGAAGAGCAAUUCUGUCAAACUGAAGGAUGUGAUAAACCAGCCGCACUACAGUGCCCCACUUGUAUUAAACUAAGUAUUGCUGGAAGCUUCUUCUGCUCGCAAGAUUGUUUCAAAGGUUUUUGGGGGACACAUAAGCUUGUACACAAGAAGACGAGCUCUUAUAAUCCAUGGCCUUCGUUUAAAUUCACCGGACCACUCAGACCCGCACCUGUUACCCCGACCAGGAGUGUUCCUAGUCAUAUAUCGCGUCCAGAUUAUUCUGAGGACGGGGUACCUCGGUCGGAGAGAUUGGCAAAGAGCAGUGGACAGAUAAAGCAGCUGUCGCCUCGUGAAAUAAAAGCAAUGAGGAAAACUGGACGA
This is a messenger RNA of Amphimedon queenslandica, 457 nucleotides long. RefSeq names its product methionine aminopeptidase 1-like. The record is from RefSeq and is a predicted model, not a curated record. NCBI's taxonomy places the organism in Eukaryota, Metazoa, Porifera, Demospongiae, Haplosclerida, Niphatidae. Gene Ontology annotation, cellular component: cytosol. The transcript has 3 exons. The annotation marks the transcript as partial. Gene Ontology annotation, molecular function: metalloaminopeptidase activity.